AUGAGCCUCCUGUCUUCUCUCAACCACAGCGCGACCGGUGCUCGAUCCCUCCGCAGAGUCUUCUGCCGCUCACUUUCGGUCUCAACCUCCAGCUUCUUCAGCUCUUCCACUACUUCGUCCAUUUCUACUACGCGGCAACCGCGGGGUCACUCUACGCCCAAAUCCUGGCUCGAACAGCUGUAUCCUGCCUUCUUUACUGACACGCCUAUCUAUCCCGACGUCCUCCGAAUCAAGUCUCUCACCUCGAAUGGAUCUGGCGCUCCUCACGACUUGUCGUCCCUCCGACCACCUCCUCUGCCAUUCGUCCCCCCUCCUCAGCCCAAAAAGAAUGGCCGCAUCACCUUGCUCCAGCGGCUCAGAUAUCGAUGGCGGAGAGCGGCCGCCCUGAAACAUUUCUAUAAACAAGGCAUAGCUCAGAUUUGGGAAAACGUCGAGGAAUGCACUAUGCUGCGUAAGCGCCUCGCUCCAGCGGGUGCCUCAUCAGCUUUGGCUGCUAUCUACGGCGGUUCCAGCCUCACUGUUCAGGGCAAAUCCAUUUCGAUUCCGCAAAUCUCGCGUCGUGAGUUCCAGCUCCUACUCCGCCACGGAUCGGAUUUUGCUCGUCUGCCAGGCUUUGCCUUGGUUUUCUGGCUAUUUCGUUCCUGGACUCCUAUAAUUGCCGCAAGGGUUCCUUCUACCUGCGAACGGCCGUCAGACCGAAGUAGACAACUCAAGGCUUUGUGCCAUCGCUACGAAUGCUUUGCUCACAAUCGAAACGACAAGUUGGAGAAGGUGACCGACAACUCCCACUUGACUAUUACCGAGCAGGGCAAGGAAUUGCAUACUCUUUCCAGAAGGCGGUUGUUGAGAUGGCACUAUGUUGUUGUCGAUGAACCUCUAUGCAAGCUCAUCCCCUGGAUCCCCUAUGCUUGGACAGAGCCGGCAGCUCGGUUUUUUGACCGUCGGUGCCGAGACCACUAUCGUUCAAUCCUUGCUGACACAGUCCUUAUCAUGCGUGAAGGCGGAUUCAAUACACUCUCUGCCGACGACAUCUACGAGUAUUGUGUCAGAUGCGCCUCUCCAACUUUCAUCAACUAUGCGAAACAUGCCUUACAGAACGGCGUCAAUCCUGCCAGUGAGGCCAUGAGAAAGGCCAUGGUACCCGUUCUUGAGGCCCGCGCAAAGAGAAUGUUGGCCAUUGACUGGAGGAGACUACAUCCAGGGUUGCUUGGUCUGAUUGAGCCACUCAGUCGGUUACAGGAUCGCGAGCACCCUGAUUCAGUUUGGGGCAGGACAGGGUGA
This is a messenger RNA of Cladophialophora psammophila CBS 110553, 1281 nucleotides long. RefSeq lists its product as uncharacterized. NCBI's taxonomy places the organism in Eukaryota, Fungi, Ascomycota, Eurotiomycetes, Chaetothyriales, Herpotrichiellaceae. The record is from RefSeq and is a predicted model, not a curated record. The transcript has a single exon. Bases 1 to 1281 code for a protein of 426 amino acids.